Messenger RNA from Siniperca chuatsi (mandarin fish), 2653 nucleotides. RefSeq names its product probable E3 ubiquitin-protein ligase DTX3. Lineage: Eukaryota; Metazoa; Chordata; Actinopteri; Centrarchiformes; Sinipercidae. Gene Ontology annotation, biological process: protein ubiquitination; Notch signaling pathway. The record is from RefSeq and is a predicted model, not a curated record. The transcript is spliced from 3 exons. The coding region runs from base 42 to 644 and encodes 200 amino acids.
AUCUCUCAACCAUAUACGGAAAGGCAACAUACCGGAAACUAAUGGAAAACGCACCAAACAGGCACUCUGAUGUCGUCCUUAAAAGUACGGAAGACUGCGCCAUUUGCUUGGACAAAAUUCAGGAGAAGAAAACGUUAAAGUGCUUCCACUCUUUUUGCUCAGAGUGUAUCGACUCUGUUUUCAAGUUUAAGCCAGCUUGUCCGAUAUGCAACACCUACCACGGAGAGCACACGGGGACCCAGCCGGAGGGCACGAUGACGGUGACGCGAAGCUGGCAGCGCCUGCCUGGCUUUGAGCACUGCGGAUCUAUUAUUAUACAGUACAUUUUUCCAGCAGGGAUACAAGGGCCUGAGCAUCCAAACCCUGGGGUGAGGUACAGCAGCACCUCUCGUAUUGCCUUCCUGCCAGCCUGCGAGGAAGGUGAGAAAGUCCUGAAACUGCUGAGGAAAGCCUUCGACAGGAGACUCACCUUCACCAUUGGGCGAUCUGUUACCACAGGCCUCAACAAUGUCAUCACCUGGAACGACAUCCACCACAAGACCAACAUAGGAGGUGGUCCACAAAGUUUUGGAUAUCCAGAUCCAGAAUAUUUGUUCAGGGUUCAAGAGGAACUUCGUCGUAAUGGAGUGACAGAGGAUGACUGAUGGGUGAAGACAAUUAGAAGACAUCCUUCAAAUAGAUUUAAUACUGUGUAUUGUUAUAAAGAUUCUGAUUUCAGGUCUGCACUUUCUGCAGUCCUCAAGCAGGGGCCUUCAUCACUGACACUUUAAUAUGUUUUGUUUUCUUCCUCUUUUUCUAUGGAAUUAUUAUAUUGAGACAUGAAGGUUAGAGGCUUUUCCCAAAGAUUUUAAACUGUCAACUAAGUAUGCCAAAAAACACAAUCUGUACAGUAUAUUAAUAUAUACAAUGUUUAUAGUACAGUAGGUACUAAAAGGUAGUAAAAGAGCAAUUUCAAUAAUGUAAAUAUGCCAUAUCUCAUCUUUUUAACACUGGAUCACAGGUCUGGUGCGUAAAAGCAGCCAUAGGAGGCAGAACAGGUGGUAAAAGCAGUCUUCACUUGGUCUGGCUCACAGUCGGCUACAAGGAUGCAGUCAAAACCGGCAAACUAAUCCUGAGGGCUAAAGUGAGCAGAACAGAAUAAAGGCUGGGCAUAGAUAUAGAUAUAGACUGUGGUGAUAUAUCCUGAUGAUGAUGUGGCCGCAACUGUCCACAACUCUGCAACUUGGUUUUAUCUGUGGCACAUUUCUGAAUGUAACUGGAAUGGGUGCACCAACAUAUCAUUACUGUGGUAUAUUUCAAGCUCAAACUGUUAUGAAAUAAGCCUACUUUACUAUAGCUGACAUUGGGUGACUGCUUUGACAUUGUUCAGUAUGAUAAAUUCAGGUUCUGUCCACACAUUUCAGCCAGUGAGGUCCAUGUAGGAAACCACUGCACACUGCAGUUUUCACUGCUGUUGAAAACUGUGAAAUGGAUAGGUAAAGUUUCCUAGGGAAAUGAAAGGCGAUAAUGUAUUUGGUAUUGUCAUAGGUAGUGUAUUAUGUUUUAUAGGAUAAGUCUGAUGGUAUUCUAUGUCUCUUACUGUCAACAAAUCUCACAAAAAGACCAAAACCAACAAUGAAUUGAUCCUACUAGCAAGUAUUGCCUGUGUAGCCAAAACCUACAUAAGAUGUAGCUUAUUCCUCUGUGCCAUAGACCACUAUUGUAGUCCAAAAACUAAUAAAAACACAUCAACAGGUGACAUGUUUCUUCAUUACAGUGAACAUGGAUACUGUAUGUUGUUUUAAUUUGAUCCCACAUACACAGUCCUGCUGCUGUUAAUAUUCACUAACGUACCAAAUCCGUGGCUGAAAAUAGUCUCCAACAAAUGCACUAUUUGCUUCUGUGUGAGUUACAUUUGCUAAAAACAAUAGGGCCCAGCUGUUUUAGGAAGCCAUUUAGCCGUUAUAAAAAAUAAAAAUAUAUAUUUGUGAAGAUUUGCAUCUUCAGUACAAAUGAAUGGGCUCAGGAACGAGUGUCACAGACAGGCCGGGGAAGUCGGAAAGUAUUGACAGAUGAUCCUUUCAUGGGAUAUGUUGACAACAACCAAAAAAAUCGAAUAUCACCGGUCUUAUCCUAUCAUCCUAUAACAUGUUUAAUACCACGUUAAUUAAUCUUGUGCCUUUAUAUGACAUCAGUCAAUGUGUAUUAAAAGAAGUCUCAAACAAAAGGACUAUCAGGAGUGAUCAGACUUCACCAGUCCAGUUGUGGAUCUAUCAAGCUCUUUUAGUCCGAAUCAAACAUCUGAUAUUUUUCGGUCCACUAGAGGGUGAUGCUCUCCUUAAAGAAAACUAUGUGAUGGCGUCUGCUUGGUAUGCAGCUGUAUCAUCAUCACAAACCCACAGUCCCGCAGCACCUCCCAAACCUCAUCGCCCAAAGUCAACGAGAGGAGCAGAGCAUCUGCUAUAGAUGAUGAGUCAUGUGUUUCUAUGGUGCUCGGGGCAGUUUUAGCAGCAGUGUACUUAUGUGUACUGUAUGUACAACGUGGGAACGGUUAUCACCUUGUGUUUGACCACACUGAACUGAUCAUUUCUGGAUUUCUUAUGACAGUGCAAAUACUGUUAGCACAUUCAUAGCAUAUUCAAUUUAAUUAAUUAAUAAAGACAAAAUAAUUCAA